Exophiala mesophila is the source of this 1924-nucleotide messenger RNA. RefSeq lists its product as uncharacterized. NCBI's taxonomy places the organism in Eukaryota, Fungi, Ascomycota, Eurotiomycetes, Chaetothyriales, Herpotrichiellaceae. The transcript has 2 exons. The record is from RefSeq and is a predicted model, not a curated record. Bases 221 to 1201 code for a protein of 326 amino acids.
GAAAGAUUUGCCUUGAAUCCUAUUCCACAAUCGACUACUCGCCAUUUGGGCCAAAGAAUUCACUGAACCUCACUUCCAAGUCGAAACACAUGGUGUACAUCUUCAAUCGUCUCGAUUUGCACCUUUCGAUUGCCCAAGCAUCCAUCGCUACCUAACACAUAUCAAGUCUCACUUUCCCCGACCUUGAUGAACAGUCCACCUUCAGAUCCACCUCGUCAAGAUGGCAGGGCUCAGUACACCCAACCCUCGGCAGCAGCCGUCGAAACAGAUGUCCUCGAGACUUCUAAACAUGAAGUUCAUGCAACGUGCCAGUGCCUCCACCCCUACUAGCGCGACUUCGACCCCCAAAACCCAACCAUCAUACACAAAUACUCCAACCACCGAACCAUCUAGCAAACGUCGCAAAAUCGCCAGUGCCACAGAUUCUCCCUUUGCCUCCGACCCAGCCUCUCCCAUAGGUACUCCUUCUGAAGGCUUUGGCAGGUUAGGAACUAGCACUUUUGUUCGUCCUCCAGGUGCCGAAACAGAAUGGGUACUUGAUCUCAACGACAAAUUCUUGCAGCCAGCGGGUCCCGCAGCGCUUGUCGCAAAUAAACAUGUGACCAAUGGUCAGGGCAAGAGUAGCAACAACUCGAUCCCGGGCUUAGGCGACGUCAGUUCAGGUGCAGAAUCCGAGGGGACGGACGAGGACAUGUGGCGCAAUCAACCUCCAGGCCGGCAAACCUUUGGUGUUUACAAAAAGAAGCAGAGAACACGGACGUCUACAUCUAACCAGCCGACCGACGAUGACAGUAACGGUGACUCUGAUGAAGGCUCCGACUCCGGUUCUGAUUCAGAGAACGGCUCUCAAGACAGUGAUUCUGAUUCGGCCGACUCAUCACCUCGUUCAAAAUCACGGUCAAAUUCAAAGAAGUCAACGGGAAAUCAAAAGACAUCUACCCGAGACGUUGAUUCAGAUGAAGAAAUGAGGCGUGUUCGUCGCGAAAUGGAGCAAAAGCACAGCCGUAUGGCAGGAACCAGCACGCCAAAGUCGACAAAAAGCCCGUAUGGACCCCGUGGCAGCAACACCGGCUCGCGACCGCAGCAUAAAUCUAGCUCUCGACGAACCCCAGGUUCUGGAAGUAAGAGAAAACACGGCCAGGACACAGCGGCGAACGGGAACAAAAAGAGAAAAGGAGGCAGUGGAAGAGGCAGAAGCUAGACUCAUUCCUCGCACGGCGAUCUUUGAAAGUGGUCAAACACGGCCAAGACCAUCGCGAAGCAAUCCAUGAUACGACCUUACAGUCGACCUUUGCAGUCUGGCAACCCUCCAGCGCCCACAAUGACAGCUUAAUAUGUUGUUUUAUUCUUAUCGACAGCUCGAUACGCUGUGUAUCCUUGUUAUCAACAGCACAUGUUAGAGUCUUUGGUCUCAUCCCAUUCCGUCAGCGACCAAUGAUGUCUCUAAUCAUUUCUCCAACGGUGUCCCUCUUCCUUCGUCUUGAGCGACUUGCCCUCACCUCUGGACUUCUCUCCCUCCUCCUGCCUCCUCGGGACCUAGACCUUGUCUUUCGUACCAUGGUCUCCCAGUAGGAACCAUUCCAUCUUGGAAGAGGGCUGCCGCUCCUUUGGCUUGAAAUGCGGCUUCUACGCCGACCUGUCUCCCGAAGAUCCUCUUGGUCACUAGAUUCGUAUGUUGGAGUGCUUUCUCGCAUAGCGGACGAGUCUGACUCGCUUGCCCUCUCGUUCUGUCGUCCAAGGGGGUGAGAUUUGGAUCGAUGCUCAGGCCGUAGCCGGAAGGGGGACCCCAUCGGAGAAUCCUCUCGAGAGCGACCUCUGGGUUCCGAGCGACCACGAGAAUGGUGUUCUUCAGCCCUAGUCCGACUCUGAAUUGGAUUUUCUUGUCGAGAAUGAUCUCUAGGCGGCACACGGUCACGAGAAGGAU